CUGAAACUACUUGCUGGAAAACACAAAGUUGAAAAACUAGACUUAUCUGGAACAAAAACGUUCUCCUCUUUUUUGUUUUUUCCACUGCUGAAUGGAAUGUCAUCGACAGUAAGGGAGUUAAAUUUGAGCUGCACAUCAUUUGUCUUGGACUUUGCUGCCAUGAAGCCACUGAGCUGUUUGACACAUUUGGAUGUGAGCCAUUGCACUCCUAUAAAUGACCACUUGAUGUCGGUUGCUGCACAGAAUAUGGAUUGUUUAAAACACAUUAAUAUCUCUAACACUGCAAUAAGACAUGUCUCUUCAUUCGGGAAACUAAGAGGUCAACUAAAAACAUUAAUCGCUUUUAACACACCAAUAUCAUGGACAAACCCUGCUGAGUUCAAGGACUUUACAUUAUUACAGAAGCUUGAUAUUUCAAGAAGUUCUGAUAAUGAUUUGCACCACGAUGGGAUGAUGGAGUCUAUAAAAUAUGACGAAAUGCUUACAGACCAAUGUAUGAUGCCAAACCUGGUCUCUCUGGAUGUUUCAGGUGUUUCCACAGUAACAGCAGGUGCUUUGCAGUCAUUUCUUAGUUCUCAUCCUAACCUUAAGUUCCUUGGCCUUUGUUUGAUGUCACAGAAUUUACAAGAACAACUGGAAAGAAUUUCUCCUCUUAUUAAGAUUACAGGUGAAGCUACUGAGAAACAGAUCCUUUCUUCAUUACAAAUGUACCCAGACAGAGCUGAUUACAUGAGAGAAGCUCUGCGUGGAUUGUUUCGCAUCAGCAAUGAUUGGACAACAAGAAAACCACAAGUUCUAGAGCUUGUCCUUACUCCACUAGAAAAACAUCCAGGUGAUUUCAAUGUUCAAGUGGCUGCUACAACUUGUGUAGGUAACAUUAUCAGAGAAAGAGGAGGAGAGGCAGACCCACAAGUGCAUCCUCAUUUCUUGAGUAAAGUUGCAUCUUUGGUUCUAUCAGCAAUGAGAACCUUUCCAGAAAAGCAUCAGCUUUUGCAGAAUUGUAUGUCAAUUUUGGGGUCAAAACAAGUUGUCAGAAAAGCAACAUUCAACUACUUUGAAGCAUCAUGCUUGACUAUGGAUGCCCUGUGCAAUUUCCAUGGUAACCAGGAUAUUUCUCAGCUGGCUACACAGCUAUGUGCAAUAUUGUGUCUUAAGUUGACUGAGAGAGAAGCACUUGCUCUUGGCUCAGAGAAAAACAUUAUGACCAUGAUUAAUGUUAUUCAAGAAAAGAUCAGUGCAAGUCAGGAGGAUUUCACAUUGUGUGAAGCACUUAUUGUUAUAGUGAACUUAACUGAUGAGAAACCGAGCACUUGUUCUCUGUUUGUUGAGAAAGGAGGUUUAAAAUUGAUGGUGCAAGGCCUUAAGGUGUUCAGAGAAGGAAGCCAAGAGAAAAAUUUCAUUAUCAAAAGGAGGCUUCUUAUAACACUGAACAUUAUAGCUGAGAUUCCAAGUCUGAGGCAUUUACUCAUCACAGAUGAAUUCAUGAAUCUUUUAGGGUCUUUCCUGGACGAUGGGCUUCUCCAGUUGUCCUAUUUUUGUGGUGGAAUUUUGUCCAAUGUUAUACUGGAGUGGUCUGAUGAUAGAGAGCUACUUUUGCACAGCAAACAGUAUUUACUUCGUAGGCUGGAACAAGCUGUGAACCGAUGGGAAUUUCCUGCAGACCAGUUUGUUACUUAUAAGUCAUUCAGAUCUUUUGUCCCUCUCCUCCAGUGUGCUAUGCCUGCUGUGCAGAUGUGGGCUUUGUGGGGAAUCAUAAAUGUCUGCACCAGUGACAUGCAACGUUAUGCCCCUCUGCUUAUAGAUGUUGGAAUCCGGGAUAUUGUUCGAAGAGUAUUAACAACAUCACACAAUGGAGUCAGAGAGCUGGCACAGAAGCUUUCAGAUACUGUGGCUAAUUUUUAGCCAAGUUAGAAAAAUAUUAACUCCUAACUCUUUUGAAGAGACUCUCAAUGACAACCUAAUACUAGUUAUAGUUCUCACUAGAGCUGCCCCCGCCCUACAGUACCAUUUUCUUUUUUUUUUUUUUUUGA
Molecule: messenger RNA, 2030 nt
Organism: Pocillopora verrucosa
Lineage: Eukaryota; Metazoa; Cnidaria; Anthozoa; Scleractinia; Pocilloporidae
Source: RefSeq, a predicted model, not a curated record